GGGGGAACGACCAUGUCGUCGUAAUGAAUCGGAAAUUCAGAAAUAGAAGCGAUUCUCACUCUCUCUCUCUCUCUCUCUCUCUCUCUCUCUCUCUCUCUCCUCUGUACAUCGGCAAUGGAAGUUCGUCUGCUUGUCCUCUGCAUCUCAUUGGUUGCUUUACACUGUGUUCUAGUUGGAGCAGAUAUAUCUGAUGCUUCAGCAAGUCGAAGAGAUAUCAGUAAAUAUCAACCGUUGUGUGAUUGCGAGCAAUGCCAAGACAGCAAGGAAGAAGGUGUAUCUUCUGUCAUUGGAGCCAGCACUCUUCCAGAUGAAAAGAAUAUUGACAUAAUUGCGACAUACAGCAACAAUCUUGGAGCUGUGCGGAGCAGUAGGGUUAAAAUGGGGGAUCUUUCUGCUUCCUGGGUCUUGGAAAAUCCUAUUGAUGGAAGGCAUGACCAUCCAAAGAGUUUUCAGAUAGAAACAUUGACAGGAGAUUUACUAGUUAGUGCUAAUUUCCAGAUGGUUGAGGAUCCAUUUCAAUCUGGAAUGACCUUUGAAGAGAAGACUGAGCACCCUCCAGAUGAUCAUCAAGCUGGAGAAGGUGAACUCCCAUAUUCUCGUCUAUCAUCAAUGAGCCCAGUGAAGCUCAAGCGGCGGGAAAUGCGGCAAGAAAGGAGGAAUCUUCGGACUGCAGAGUUGAUAGGAAAAGAUAAAGAAGCUAAUAACCAGAUGGCAGCAGCAGCAAUUGAACGAUCAAAAGGCUUUGACCCCAUUGUCAAGGGAAAGUACAGCAUAUGGCGAAGUGAUUAUGAAAGCCCAAAUUCUGAUUCAACCUUGAAACUUAUGCUGGAUCAGAUUAUAAUGGCCAAAGCUUACGCAAACAUUGCCAAGUCUAAGAAUGAAAGCGAUCUUUAUAAUUCUCUCAUGAAACACUCUAAACUUAGUCAGCAUGCUAUCGGAGAAGCGACUUCUGAUGUUGAGCUUCAUUCGAGUGCACUUAACCGAGCAAAAUCAAUGGGUCGCGUUCUCUCUAUAGCAAAGGACAAAUUAUAUGACUGCCUCACUGUGGAAAGGAAGCUAAGAGCCAUGCUUCAGUCAACUGAAGAGAAUGUAAGUGAUCUGAAGAAAAAGAGUGCAUUCUUGACUCAGCUUGCCGCAAAAACAGUCCCUAAACCGUUACAUUGCCUUCCUCUACAACUUGCCUCCGACUAUUUCUUGCUGGGUUAUCAUAGUAGAGAGGAUGUAAACAAAGAAAAGCUUCAGGAUCCUUCUCUCUAUCACUAUGCCAUCUUUUCCGAUAAUGUUCUAGCGACAUCAGUGGUUGUUAAUUCUACCGUGCUGCAUGCAAAGGAACCCAACAAGCAUGUUUUCCAUGUAGUCACCGAUAAACUAAAUUAUGCUGCUAUGAGAAUGUGGUUUCUUGUCAACCCUCCUGUAGGAGCAACAAUCCAGGUUGAAAACAUUGAUGAUUUCAAGUGGCUGAAUUCUUCUUCGUGUUCUGUUCUCCGUCAACUUGAAUCUGCCAGACUUCAAGAAUAUUAUUUCAAGGCAAAUCAUCCUUCAUCUCUCUCUCUGGGUUCUGAUCAUCUCAAAUAUCGGAAUCCAAAAUACUUGUCCCUGCUGAAUCAUCUCAGAUUCUACCUUCCUGAUGUUUACCCAAAGUUGGACAAGAUCCUAUUUUUGGAUGAUGAUAUUGUAGUUCAGAAGGAUUUGACACCUCUUUGGUCUAUUGAUCUUCAAGGGAUGGUAAAUGGUGCAGUGGAGACCUGUAAAGAGAGCUUCCAUCGGUAUGAUAAAUAUCUCAACUUCUCAAAUCCAAUAAUCUAUGCAAAUUUCGAUCCAAAUGCUUGUGGCUGGGCAUUCGGCAUGAAUAUCUUUGACUUGAAGGAGUGGAGGAAGCGAAACAUCACUGGAAUAUAUCAUCGUUGGCAAGACAUGAAUGAGGAUAGAACUCUUUGGAAGCUUGGUACAUUGCCACCAGGACUGAUAACCUUUUAUAACCUGACCCAUCCACUGGAUCGGGGCUGGCAUGCGUUGGGACUCGGCUACGACCCAGCCCUCAAUCAAACGGCAAUAGAGAAUGCAGCUGUUAUACAUUACAAUGGAAACUACAAGCCAUGGCUAGAUUUAGCUAUUUCAAAGUACAAGGCAUACUGGUCAAAAUAUGUAAUGUUUGAUAACCCUUAUCUUCGACUUUGUAGCAUCAGUGAAUAGAAGAAAACUAAACACCCCCUCCCCCUUCAAACACACAUGCUCUUGUAAAAUUUGUUGUCCAAAGAAGAAAUGGAAAUUCAAAAUUCUUUAUUUCUA
This is a messenger RNA of Prunus avium (sweet cherry), 2289 nucleotides long. It is a transcript of the gene GAUT3, whose product is annotated as galacturonosyltransferase 3. Gene Ontology annotation, molecular function: polygalacturonate 4-alpha-galacturonosyltransferase activity. The record is from RefSeq and is a predicted model, not a curated record. NCBI's taxonomy places the organism in Eukaryota, Viridiplantae, Streptophyta, Magnoliopsida, Rosales, Rosaceae.